This is a messenger RNA of Dibothriocephalus latus, 189 nucleotides long. Lineage: Eukaryota; Metazoa; Platyhelminthes; Cestoda; Diphyllobothriidea; Diphyllobothriidae. The record is from the annotation of a GenBank genome assembly.
CACUACUUCCAUAAAGUCUGCAUCGAUCCCUGGCUGCUAGAGCAGCGCAGUUGUCCAAUGUGCAAACUGGAUAUCCUGCAAGCCUAUGGUCUGCGGCCCUACGUUGCCUUCUCCUUCGGCGAAGAUUCUAGUCUCUCACACGGCGGUGGCGGCUUCCACACCGAUGAGUCGGGCCCCGCGGCGGAGGAG